AUGGACUCGGGCACAUCGAGCAACUUUUACUACUUCGCCUACGGAACUUAUGUCGAUGCAGCGGAGUUGAAGCGGUCUCUUGCAACCGUCUCCAGCGGUGCCAUGCCGAUCAUCCAUUCAGCCCGUCCUGCCCUCCUUCCAGCGUACCGUCUUGUGCUCGAUGCCGUGAGCGCAGAAGGGCCGCGGCUGGGCUGCAUCAAUAUCACCCUGCUCAGUCUCGUCGCCCGCGAUCCAUCGACAGCGCGCCACUUCCCCAGUAAGGACCGGGAUGGUACGCCACGCGAGUACAAGGCGGCAUUUCGCGACGGGGUUCGGGGGAUUCUGUACGAGCUCUCCGCCACCAUGCGUGAACCACUGCUGCAGGCUGUCGCGGCCGAAGGGUCGUUCAACAUGUACGCCAUGCUCACGUGCUACGUGAUGAGCGACAUGCAGGCGCCAGGUUCGCAGCUGUUUUCGGCGCUUGUGAUCGCUGCGCUGGAUAUGCCGCUCAUGAAGCGCAAAUUCUCUGCGAAAGCCCUCAUGCAGCUUCGCUGGGAGCCGUUGACAAAGCCGAAAGGUGUGCUGGCCCAACCAGGACUGGUCGCCCUUGUCGCGGCCUCCUCGGCUGGCACUCCAAACAGCGCGGCUUCCCCGCCUCAGCCGCGCUGGCCUGGACUGCAUUGGUGCAACUGCAUCCACUCCGUGCACGUUGCCCCCAGCCAAGCAUACGCGGCCCUCCUGGAGAAGGCCUACCGUGAAUACCUCCACCUGAACAUAGCAGCCGAGCAGGACGGCUGUAGCCCCACUGGGGGCGCCACCCACAGCUCAGCAUCCUCAGAUGGCGGCGACACCGACUCGUACGCGACAGCGAUCCACCGCAUGGUGCACCAGCAGGUCCGCGACGUCAGCAAGGACCCGCAGGAGGCCAAGACGUGGUACUUGGCGUACGGCUCUAACAUGUCGUGGGAGCAGGUGUGCGUCCGCAUCGGCCCGCCGUACCAGCGCCGCCCCGCCAAGCUGCUUGGCUAUGUGCUCGUUGCCAACACGGUAUCCAUCGGCCACUCAAACGGAGGUAAGUUCGGAUAUUACAACGUGGAGCCGGUGGCGCUGCGGGAGAAGAAGGAGGCGCAGGGGUUGGUGAAACACCCCAGCACGAUGCCGUCAUACGUCUGCGGUGCUGCGUACGAGAUCAGCCAGACACAGUUGGAGAUCAUGGACACCUACGAGAGAGGCUACUCCCGCGAGCUGCACCGCUGCACCGACCUAAGCGAUGCGACGGCGACCCCGCUGGAGUGCUGGACGUACAUUGCACUGAACACCUCCGAAGAGUUGCUUCCGUCGCACGAGUAUCAAUCACGCGUCUUGGAGGGCGCGAACAUUUUACCGCCGGAGUACAUCGAGUGCAUCCGUGCCAUCCCGACGAACCCGCUGCGGAGUCCGCGGCAAGACAAGCGCCUUCGCAAAGAACUCUGA
Messenger RNA from Leishmania mexicana MHOM/GT/2001/U1103, 1452 nucleotides. RefSeq lists its product as hypothetical. The record is from RefSeq and is a predicted model, not a curated record. Lineage: Eukaryota; Euglenozoa; Kinetoplastea; Trypanosomatida; Trypanosomatidae. The coding region runs from base 1 to 1452 and encodes 483 amino acids. The transcript has a single exon. Gene Ontology annotation, molecular function: gamma-glutamylcyclotransferase activity.